AUGGACGAAAAGAAAAACAAAGUUGCUAGAGCGGUUAUUUUUCAAGCGCUACCGGAAUACAUACUUUUACAAGUUACUAAAAACCGAAGUGCGAAAGAUAUUUGGGAGGCUUUACGAGUAAGAUUUCUUGGUGCUGAUAGGGUUCAAAAGGCUCGAUUUGCUACGUUAAUGAGAGAAUUCGAGCAGCUUCGAAUGAAAGAGACAGAUUCUAUAAAAAACUUUGCUGGAAAGAUAAGCGGAUUUGUUAUAAGAUAUAGCGGUCUUGGGUUAAGUCUUGAUGAUGAAGCGAUAGUUCGAAAGUUAUUAGAUUCUGUACCAAAGAAGUAUCUUCAAAUUGUUGCUUCUAUUGAGCAGUAUUCGGAUAUCGAGAGCAUGCCAUUUGAAGAAGCAAUAGGCAGGUUGAAGGCCUAUGAGGAACGAAUCAAAGAGCGAGACGAGACGGGUGAUAAUGAUCAAAGUAAGGUGUUAUUAUCUAAACCUGAUGGUCAUAGUUCUAAUACCGGUGGACAAGACUCUAAAACCGAUGGUCAAGAGAAGGAGGAAGAGCGCGGUUGUAAGUGUUGUGGACGAGGGUGGUCUAGCCAAAGUGAUCGUGGGAGAGGUCGUGGCCGUGGUCGAGGAGGAUGA
Helianthus annuus (common sunflower) is the source of this 627-nucleotide messenger RNA. RefSeq lists its product as uncharacterized. The record is from RefSeq and is a predicted model, not a curated record. The coding region runs from base 1 to 627 and encodes 208 amino acids. The transcript has a single exon. Lineage: Eukaryota; Viridiplantae; Streptophyta; Magnoliopsida; Asterales; Asteraceae.